Mesocestoides corti is the source of this 915-nucleotide messenger RNA. The record is from the annotation of a GenBank genome assembly. NCBI's taxonomy places the organism in Eukaryota, Metazoa, Platyhelminthes, Cestoda, Cyclophyllidea, Mesocestoididae.
AUGACAGCUGGAGAGGUCGCGUCAAUGUUAGUGGAAAAGAACUUCCUCGAACCAUCCAUCAAAUUAUGCUUGGUGGAAAAAGUGCCAUCGCUAAAAGUCGAGCGAGUAUUUGAGGAAUCUGAAAACGUUGCUGAAUGUAUUCUUUCAUGGCCAAUCAAGAGUCAAAACAUGAUUUUCUUUGAAAGUCGGGAUGAUCACUUUGGAUUCAUCGAAUCACCUAAAGACUGGCUUGGUGAAUCUUUUGCCAGCAUUCAUGGCUUCCAUUCCAAUGACUCCUUGCAGAAUAUGUUGGACAAUUUCGCUUCAUCUGGUCUCGCGGAGUGGCACGAUUUUUUGUAUAUCCGAAAACCGGGUGAGAAAACCUGGGCUCGAAGACUGUGCGUUCUCCGCAAUUCGGGUCUCUACGCGACCAAAAAGAGCAAAAAAUCGUUUUCGGCCAGCGAUUUGAUUCGACUUCUGGUGAUGGAUGACAAGCUCCACGUGUACACAACCACGGGUGGAUGGAGUCGCAUGCGAGCACCCACUCCGCACGGAUUUGCACUUAAGUACGGUACUGGCUUACUUCAAGACUAUCAAACAGCAAAAAAUCGGGUGAGCGGCGGGCGAGAAGGCCAAAUUACAAAGGCCACCACCGAUCUCAAAAAACUCGGCCGCACGUCAUCGUUGGAGCAUGCUAGAUCCGCCAUAGACAAUGCCUUCCAGACACCGCAACUUCUGACCCGACGCCAGGCGUCUGCAGGUAACCUUAACACCACGAAGUUCACCCCACCGAUCCCGCAGCAGCGCGUCGCGUCGCUGACCCCCCAACCGAAUCUGUCAACGAUUUUUAAGCACCCGCUCGAUCUGUCCCUCCAAAACGGUGGCAUCAAACACCACUCAACCGGCGCCCAAUCACAACACGUAUACAUCCGAUGA